AUGAACGGCUUCCCGCCGGAGGACCUGAGCCGCGGCGGGGACGCGGCCGCUGCAGUGGCCGCGGUGGUCGCUGCGGCCGCCGCCGCUGCCGCCGCCGCCGCCGCCGCCUCGGCCGCCGGGAACGGGGCGGGAGCGGGUGCAGGGACCGAGCUGCCGGGCGCCGGGCCGGUCUCGGCGGCGGCGGGGCCCCCGGGGGCGGCCGGGCCGGGCCCCGGGCAGCUGUGCUGCCUGCGGGAGGACGGCGAGCGCUGCGGCCGGGCGGCGGGCAACGCCAGCUUCAGCAAGAGGAUCCAGAAGAGCAUCUCCCAGAAGAAGGUGAAGAUCGAGCUGGACAAGAGCGUAAGGCAUCUUUACAUUUGUGAUUAUCAUAAAAAUUUAAUCCAGAGUGUUCGAAACAGAAGAAAGAGAAAAGGGAGUGAUGAUGAUGGAGGAGAUUCACCAGUUCAAGAUAUUGAUACUCCAGAGGUUGAUUUAUACCAAUUACAAGUAAAUACACUUAGGAGAUACAAAAGACACUUCAAACUACCAACCAGACCAGGACUUAAUAAAGCACAACUUGUUGAGAUAGUUGGUUGCCACUUUAGGUCCAUUCCAGUGAAUGAAAAAGACACCUUAACAUAUUUCAUCUAUUCAGUGAAGAAUGACAAGAACAAAUCAGAUGUCAAGGUUGAUAGUGGUAUUCACUAG
Messenger RNA from Pipistrellus nathusii (Nathusius's pipistrelle), 687 nucleotides. The record is from the annotation of a GenBank genome assembly. NCBI's taxonomy places the organism in Eukaryota, Metazoa, Chordata, Mammalia, Chiroptera, Vespertilionidae.